Molecule: messenger RNA, 1093 nt
Organism: Sinocyclocheilus rhinocerous
Lineage: Eukaryota; Metazoa; Chordata; Actinopteri; Cypriniformes; Cyprinidae
Product: putative PDZ domain-containing protein PDZK1P1
Exons: 5
Coding region: 14-1093 (359 amino acids)
Biological process (GO): protein localization to plasma membrane
Cellular component (GO): apical plasma membrane
Molecular function (GO): protein-membrane adaptor activity; protein binding
Source: RefSeq, a predicted model, not a curated record
UAAGGACAUAUUCAUGACAGAAGUGAUGUCUGGAGGAGUAGCUGAUCAGGCCGGUGUGAAGCUUGAUGAUCGUAUAGUGGAGAUAAACAGUGAGAAUGUUGAGAGUCUCUCACAUGAUCAGAUUGUGAAAAAGGUGAAAGCAGCCGGGGACAAAGUGAUGCUUCUGUUGGUGGAUGAGGACGCUGACAAAUUCUUCAAAGGCAAAGGCAUUCGACCAAGCACGGCUCAUGCCACUGUCAAGCACCUCCCGCAUAAGCCACGCAUUGCAGACAUGACCAAGAGAGCAGAUGGCUAUGGCUUUAUCCUGAAGGAAGUUCCUAAACAUGCAGGCCAUUAUAUUGGAGAAAUAGACAAAGGAAGCCCUGCGGAGCGAGCGGGACUGAAGAAUAUGGACAGACUAGUGGCCGUAAAUGGGCAGGAAACAGAUAACUGCAGACAUGAACAGGUGGUGGAAAAAAUAUCACAACAAGGAAACAAGUGCUCCCUCCUUGUGCUGGAGGCUGAAACAGAGAAAAUGUACAAAUUGGGUGGUGUUUCUCCACUUCUGUACUGGGAGGAAAUGAGAGGAUCUCCGCCCAGCUAUCCUGAGCAUGAAGCUGAAGCCACACCUGCUCCAGCGGCACCUGCUCCAGCAGAUGUGGACCACAAACCCAAACUGUGCCGGCUGGAGAAGACGGCUGCUGGAUUUGGUUUCCAUCUCAACGGCAUCCAGGGACUUCACGGACAGUACAUCAAAGAGGUGGUGAAAGAUGGAGCAGCAGACAGAGCCGGAUUGGAGGAUGAUGACAUUGUUGUGGAGGUGAAUGGGGUGAAUGUGGAAAUGAGCACACAUGAGGAGGUUGUGAACCUCGUCCGCAAGAGCGGGGACACGCUGGUCCUCCUAGUGGCUGAGAGGACGGCCUAUGAUCAUCUGAAAGCACGAGGGAUCGCCAUCAGCCCUCAGCUGCUGGAUAAAGAGCCCUCCGCUGAUGUCCCGGCACCAGCCUACGCACAGGAGGACGAGAGGAAAGAUACAGGAAGUGACAACGAAAGGCCGGCCACUCCACCUGCUCAAACUCGGUCAAGGGUCAGUACUGCUUUUCAGCAUUUCUAA